Molecule: messenger RNA, 778 nt
Organism: Rhincodon typus (whale shark)
Lineage: Eukaryota; Metazoa; Chordata; Chondrichthyes; Orectolobiformes; Rhincodontidae
Product: relaxin-3-like
Exons: 2
Coding region: 219-617 (132 amino acids)
Cellular component (GO): extracellular region
Molecular function (GO): hormone activity
Source: RefSeq, a predicted model, not a curated record
AUUCUGCUGGCGCCUUUCGAAGUGCCUCAUUAACACAUUAAGGGAACCGUAAUGGGUGAUCGGCUCUGUGGCUGAUUGGAAUAUAAGGAGUGACGAGUGAACAACCAGCUAUAAACUGCUCGACCUUGGGCAACGGGAGCUUGAAGUGAGGGCUGUUUCACACGCAGCACAGAGCGGCUGAUUAUUUGGAAAGUGCCUGAGUAACCCAGCGGGAAAACAUGCGGUCCGUGCUACUGGCGGCGUUGGGCCUGCUGGUGGUGUUCACCAUGUCUGGGGUUUGCACACAGAACCUGAUUCGGCUCUGCGGCAACGAUUUUCACCGAGCCCUCAUCCACCACUGCGGGGCUUCUCGCUGGAGGAGAGGGUUCGGAUCCGCGGCAGUGCUCAGAGCUUUGCUCGGAGAGGAUACGAAGUCUUCGUUUAUGGCUAAUUCGGAUUCCUCGGAGAAAUUGACAUUGUCCGACGAAGAGAAUUUGAGCAACAAGCCAAGUCUACUGGAAGCGACAUUGGAGGCUCUCCAAAGUCCAUCCCGAAUCAGACGCAAUGAGCUGAACAAAAUCGCCGAUAUUUGCUGUAAAAUAGGCUGCAACAAACAACAUCUGAAUACCAUCUGCUAAAGCGCAGGAGACUGCCUGAUGAAUAUAGCUGUCACAACUUGUUAUUUACUGCAGCUUCGGCAAUUACUUAAACUUUAAAAAAAACGCGAAAUUUGGGAGGUGAAAAUAUAUUGUAAAAUGUCGGCUUUAACUGAAUAAAAAAACCAGUAAAAUUAAUUUAA